Papaver somniferum (opium poppy) is the source of this 1639-nucleotide messenger RNA. Its product is annotated as O-acyltransferase WSD1-like. The coding region runs from base 36 to 1580 and encodes 514 amino acids. The transcript is spliced from 4 exons. Lineage: Eukaryota; Viridiplantae; Streptophyta; Magnoliopsida; Ranunculales; Papaveraceae. Gene Ontology annotation, molecular function: diacylglycerol O-acyltransferase activity; long-chain-alcohol O-fatty-acyltransferase activity. The record is from RefSeq and is a predicted model, not a curated record. Gene Ontology annotation, biological process: triglyceride biosynthetic process. Gene Ontology annotation, cellular component: plasma membrane.
UACUACAUUUAUGACUUUCGAGAGUUUUUGUAUAAAUGCAUCUGAAUUCUAUUGAAUGUUUCUACGGGCCAGAAGUUACGACAAUGGAUAAUCAGUACAUAAACGAGAACAAUGUUGAAAACAUAGAUGAAGAAACAAGUCCUCCGGUGAGUCCAAUCUCUCAGAGCCUACACAGUUCAAUCUUAUCAUUAAUCAUUUUCACUGUUUUUGAACUAGAGACACCGAUUACUGAGUUAGAAAUUGUAGGAUUAUUCCAGCAUAUGCUACCCCUAAAUAUUCGUCUUUCUUCAACAAUGGAGAGAAAUAAUAAAGGUGUUUUAAGAUGGAAAAAAGUCGUUACUCGAGUCGAAGAUCAUUUGAUUGUCCCGACAUUCCCUCUAGGUUUAGCAAGAGAAACCUAUGAUGAAUACCUGAGAGAAUACUUAUCAAAAAUUGGUUGUGUGAAUUUUUCAGAAGAUAAACCAUUAUGGGAACUUCAUUUGGUCAAGUACCCUAGUUUGAAUGGAGAGUGCAGUUUAAUCUUUAAGGCUAGUCAUGCAAUUGGUGAUGGUUAUUCGCUUGUAAGUUUGUUUUGUAAUAUUUUCCAAAGAGCUGAUCAUCCUUCACUUCCUUUUACUUUUCCGCAAAUGUCGUUCAAGAAACAAGGUGAUGGUAAGCGAACCGUAAUAGGGCUGGGGAACAAAAUGUUGGGAUUUAUGCGUAAGUGUGUCAACACAAUUUCCGAUCUCAUGGAGAGUUCACUGAGGGCAACAUUUUUAGAAGAUCGGCGAUCUGCAAUACGUUCAGAGGCAUGGACAAAUAUGAAGAUUGAGUUAUUUAGACCUUUUGACAUCUACUCGGUAACAUUAUCACUAAAAAGAGUCAAGCAAGUUAAAACCAAGCUUGGAGCGACUGUAAAUGAUGUGAUCACUGGACUGCUAUCGUAUAUUAUUCACUUGUACACACUGAGGAAAACAAUGGUGGAUCACAAUGUUGGAGAUGGCUUGACGCCGGACUUUAUUAAUUGUGGCACAUAUACUAAGAUGACCUUGCUGGUCAUGUCCAACAUGAGAGUAUUUGACGGCUUUACCAACAUCGAAGAUAUGAUAAGAGCAGUCGCAUGGGGCAACCGAUCGCGAGCCAUGUUCGCGGAGUUACCGACUUUUAUCAGUGCUGAGAAAGUCAGCCCCGUUGAUUUCAUUAUCAAAGCAAAAGAAAUAAUGGACAGAAAGAAAAAUUCUAUGCUGUUUUACUUUAUUGAUAAAGUUCUAAAUAUUGCAUUCCGGAUUAAGGGUCAAAAGGGGAUGGAUGAAAUGAUAUAUUCAAGCUUUAGGAAUACGAGUACAUCCAUAUCGAGUGUAAUAGGCCCAAAAGAAAAAAUUGCUAUCUGUAAUCAGCCUGUAAAUAGUGUUUACUUCUUUGUGUCAGGUAUACCUCAGAGCUUAACGUUUACAUCAGUAAGCUGCAUGGAACAGUUGAAGCUUGUGGUAAAAAUGGAAAAGGGAUUUAUUGAUUCAAAACUUUUUGGUUCUUGUAUGGAUGAAGCCUUUGAUAAUAUUUUCCAAGCAGCUUUCGAAGACAACCAAGACAAAGACGACUAAUGAAAUUUUCAAGAAGAAAUCCAACUGCUGUAAUUGAAAAUUUGAAAUGCAUUGUAAUA